This is a messenger RNA of Prosopis cineraria, 1042 nucleotides long. RefSeq names its product classical arabinogalactan protein 9-like. The coding region runs from base 161 to 832 and encodes 223 amino acids. NCBI's taxonomy places the organism in Eukaryota, Viridiplantae, Streptophyta, Magnoliopsida, Fabales, Fabaceae. The record is from RefSeq and is a predicted model, not a curated record. Gene Ontology annotation, cellular component: plasma membrane. The transcript has 2 exons.
CAGAUACGUUGUGUAGCUGUUGGAAUAUAAGCCCCCUAAUCCCUCCCUUUGUUCUUCAUCCAAACCAUCCCUUCAUCCCUUCUCUUCUCCGCUCGUUUCUUACUUUCAUCUUCUUCUAGCUGCGCAGGUUAGCCACAGACAGUGCGUAGGAUAGCACGUGAUGGAUCCCAAAUCCAUUUUCUUCCUCAGUCUCAUAUGCAUUGCCGUCGCCGUCGUCGGAGGCCAAUCUCCUCCCACUUCUUCUCCGCCUUCGUCUCCCGCUCCUCCCACUCCCACCGGUACUCCCCCUACCUCCACACAGCCUCCACCCACUCCUCAGGGCUCUCCGCCACCGGUUCAGCAGUCUUCUCCUCCUCCGGCCCAAUCAUCGCCUCCUCCAGCUCAGUCAUCGCCUCCUCCGGCAUCGUCUCCUCCGCCGGUUUCCUCACCUCCCGCAUCACCUCCCCCUGCGUCUCCUCCUCCUGCCUCUCCUCCUCCGGCCACUCCUCCUCCUGCAUCUCCACCUGCGGCCACUCCUCCACCCGCGUCUCCUCCUCCAUUCAGUCCCCCACCAGCAACUCCUCCACCAGCAGUUCCUCCGCCGGCUCUCACACCCACGCCACUCUCAGCUCCUCCAGCUACGACUCCGGCUACUACUCCAGCUUCCACUCCGGCUUUGAGCAAGGCUCCGGCACUGUCACCGGGCCCAUCGACGGCCUCUGCUCCGGGACCAGGCCUCUCCACUAUUUCUCCAGCAGGAAGUGAUGCUAGUGGAGCAGACAAGUUGUGGAGGUCGCAGAAGUUGGGAGGAAGCUUGGCAUUAGGAUGGGCUCUGCUCUCAGUACUAUUCUAGACAUGCUUUGUGCUCUGCCUCCUCUAUUAUUUCCCUGAUACUAUUAUUAUUAUUAUUAUUAUCAUUAAUUUGUGGGUAUCAUUUCAGACUACAUUUACCUGUAUUUGGUUGAUUCCAUACAUUUGGCUUUGCAUUCUUUGGAAGAUUUUUGAGGCCACCUUUUGUAUUUUCGAGGACUUUCCUUUUCAUUAUUACGUGACUUUCAUUGCU